Didymella exigua CBS 183.55 is the source of this 771-nucleotide messenger RNA. RefSeq lists its product as uncharacterized. NCBI's taxonomy places the organism in Eukaryota, Fungi, Ascomycota, Dothideomycetes, Pleosporales, Didymellaceae. The transcript has 3 exons. The record is from RefSeq and is a predicted model, not a curated record. Bases 1 to 771 code for a protein of 256 amino acids. Gene Ontology annotation, molecular function: oxidoreductase activity, acting on a sulfur group of donors, disulfide as acceptor.
AUGUCCGAGAAGCCUAUCGUGGAAUUGAAGGCGCCCUUGCUUCCCCAGACGCAGGAGCAGGCGCCUGUUGACGCGACCAUGCCGCGACCUCAACAGAAGCGCAGGAUACACGCUGCGAUGCUAGCGAUUUUGUUUGCGGUGUUUUGGCUCGCCAGGACGUGGAGCUGUGAGCAUGAGCAUUCGGAUGUGAAGGCGAGGGUACCGCUGGAUGUGCACAUAAUGUCCAAGUGCCCGGAUGCUCGCGCAUGCCUCCAGAAACUCGUCAUGCCCACCAUGGCGAACAUAUCAGACAAAGUCGACUUUAGACUAUCCUUCAUCGGCCAACUCACAAACGAAGACGACGGCGUUCAAUGCAAACACGGCCAAACCGAAUGCCUCGGCAACAUCGUUCUCCUUUGCGCUGCCCGCGAGUACCCCGACCCCAAGCUACACUUGGGCUUCACAAAUUGUCUGAUCAACGACUACCAAGAGAUACCCAAGCGGCAGCUUAUCGAGGACUGCGCGCUCGAACACGGCCUUGACUUCGGCUUGCUCAACGACUGCAUGAGCAAGGACAAUGGCGCGUAUGGCAUGGGCCUGCUGCGUGACAGUGUGAAGCACAGCCAGGAUGUGGGCGCGGGAAUUAGCUGUACAAUCAGACUGGAUGAUCACGUUCGGUGUGUGUAUGAUGGUGGCGAGUGGAAGGAUUGUGAAGAUGGGCAUAAGCCCGAAGAGUUGAUCGCGGACAUCGAGAGGUUGUAUGAUGAGGCGCAGGGAUGGACUCUAGCAUGA